AGAGAGAGAGAGAGAGAGAGAGAGAGAGAGAGAGAGAGAGAGAGAGAGAGAGAGAGAGAGAAUAGUGGUCGGGUAACGGGCGGCUGUUGAGGAGCGCGAUGACGUCAUCACUUCAGGGAGGGCAGUUGGCACCUGGCAGCUCUUCGUUAGCCAGCCUGUCAGAUCUCACGCCGUCUGGAACCAAAGAUGAAGAUGGAGGACUAGAUAGAGGAGGAGAAGAGGAGGCAGCAGAAGGAGGAGAAGGAGGAGGACGAGGAGGGGAAGGAGUGGAUUGCUGCGUAGGAGUGGAAGAGGAGAUCGAAUGUGCUCCAAAGGGAGUACGAGAAGAUGUAGGCGAGGAAUGUAUGGCAACCGCGGCAGCAGGCGGAGGCGGAGGGGCAAUGGUGGGAAGGGGGGAAGGGGGAGACUGCGCUACGUCCACGUGUCCCCCAGCAGCACCCUACUCCUCCCGUCCCUCCGACGUGGACCCGCGCGCUUCCUUGGGCAAGCUCCCCACAGAUAUUUUGAUCAACAUUUUGGCAUUGCUGCCCUUCCAGGACAUCGUAUUCUCCGCCGCGCUUGUGUGCAGGGAGUGGCGGAAGGUGGCGCAGAGUCCGCGCUGCUGGCGCCACGUGGAUCUGACAAGCUUUUGUCAGGCUACUGUGCCGCACAGGGGGACCACUUAUCCGGGCAAUCUGUUCAGACUGCAGUUCUCUUGCGUUCAGAUCAAGGGUAGAGUCGCUGACGAGGCAGUGGAGAGGAGUGUGAGGUUGUCUCAGGGGCAGCUGCAAGUGCUGCGCGCCGAGUUUUGCACCGCGAGGGCCAUUGAGGUGAUAGCCAGUGCGUGUCCGUCGUUGGUGCGUCUGGAGCUGAGGGAGCUGGUGGGGGAGAUCCCGAUCGACGAGGCAGUGAUUCAGCUGGCUGCGCGGUGCCCGCAGCUGAGUUGGCUGGUGCUCAGGCCUUUUCAUCAGACGCCUGUCUGGCGCAUCAUGGACGGCUGCCCUGCGUCGCUGACCCACGUGGGGCUCGGCGCGCUUGCCAACAAUUGCCCUUUGCUGACUCAUCUCGACGUCGCGGGCUACGUGGAGCUCGCUCAUGGCUCUCUGGUCUAUCCCCCUGAUGGCAAGAUGUUCGAUCGGCUGACCUACCUGAACGUGACAGGCUGUCAGCACCUGCAGGACGAGGCCAUCAUCCACGUGGCCAACCACUGUGGUCCCACUCUGACUCGGCUGGAGGUGGUGGGCUGUCGCCUGCUCACGGAUCGCUCCUUGAUCGCGAUCGCUUUGGCCUGUCCCGAUCUCGACUACAUCGACGCCACGCUGUGCACGAUGAUCACAGACGGCUGCUUGCUGGUCCUGGCAAGGCACUGCAAACGACUUACCUAUUUGGGCAUGGCCCUGUGCGACGUGACCGACCUGGGGGUAUCCAAGAUCGCCUUCAGCUGCCGGGAUCUGCGUAGCGUUAAUCUCAGCUGGACACGUGUCACAGAUGUGAGCAUCAUCAAGCUGCUACGGCAUUGCGUCAAGCUUCGUCAGCUAUUGCUCAGCCACUGCAAAGGCAUUACCUCAGGAGCUUUCCACGCGUUGCUUGAUCCUUUCCCCUCCUCCUCCUCCUCCACCUCCUCCCCCUCCUCCCCCUCCCCCUCGUCGUCCGUCACCUGGCUCAAGUUAUCGGAUUGCAAAGGACUCAGCGACUCGGCGCUCACGGCGCUGGGAAAGGGAUGCCCAGCUCUGAAAUCGCUGAGCUUGGCGAAUUGCCCAGGCAUCACCGACUCAGGAAUAGCAGCGCUGGUCAAGGGAUGCCCUGCUCUCACCUACUUGUCCUUAGCCAAUUGUGAUCAGAUCACGGAUGCCUCUGUCAUACUGAUAAGGGACUCAUGCCGCGGCCUACAGACGUUGAACCUUCGAGGCUGCAAGAAGGUCAGCCCGGAGUACAGGUCAGACUCUGGAUUCGCCUCGUCUUCCACUGAAUCAACAGCUGCAACCUCUUCUCGUCCUUCCACGCCCGCAUUCUUUGGCCACAGCUCUCAAACGCUUCGAAGUCCGUGACCACAAUCGACCCUCAGAGGGUGUGCGUGUCUGUGUGUGUGUGUGUGUGUGUG
This is a messenger RNA of Chara braunii, 2080 nucleotides long. NCBI's taxonomy places the organism in Eukaryota, Viridiplantae, Streptophyta, Charophyceae, Charales, Characeae. The record is from the annotation of a GenBank genome assembly.